Soboliphyme baturini is the source of this 795-nucleotide messenger RNA. The record is from the annotation of a GenBank genome assembly. NCBI's taxonomy places the organism in Eukaryota, Metazoa, Nematoda, Enoplea, Dioctophymatida, Soboliphymatidae.
AUGCUCGACGAACCUGACCCGGAAAAAGACGAGCGAGUAUCUGAGCAUGUGUUUGACGUUCGUCGCUAUAGCUCCUUUUCGUCGUCCUGCCGCAGCUCUGGAAGGCGCGUAUUGUCUCAGAGAUCAAAUUACAAUAUCACUGCAAUGCAGGGGGCACAAGAAGAGCUACCGAUCGAAGAGCGCUUGUGUCAAGAUAGUCAGAAGUGCGGCUGCUCCAGUGAUGACAGCGAGCAUCACUUGGUACCAGGACGCAUACUGAGGCGGUAUAUCGCCUUCGCUCGGCAGAUGAUCCAUCCAAAAAUAACCGCUUCCGCCUGUAAGGUGCUGCUGAACUUUUUCGAAGAAAUGAACACCUCUGAUGAGUACCUGCUCGAUGACGACCAGCCGAUCGGCAUCAGGCAGAUGGAAUCGCUAAUUCGACUGGUGCAGGCAAGGGCUAAAUGUGAGCUAGCGAAUCACAUCACGGAGCGCCAUGCGCUGGACGUCGUCGAAAUCGUGCGCUACUGUAUGAACAGAAAAAAAUAUGCUGCCGCCACAACGAACCCUUUGAUGACAGUCAAUCGAGGAGGACGUCGUCGUCUGUCUCAACGGGAUCAGUUGAACAGAUUUCUGUCCGCGCUACGCGUGUUCGCUGAACGCAAAGGAAGUCCCCUUUUUACGUUGUCAGAACUUCAAGAGGUGUCCAACGAAAUACAACUCGAAACUCGCCACGGUUUCGACCAAUUUCUCGCUUCUCUGAAUGACAUGGGAUUUUUGCUGAUCAAAGGAUCAAGAUGUUUCGAGCUGACUGCCUGA